CCGAUUUGCGUGACUGGAAGUACAAAUAGGCAUUUGGAGGGAAUUCCUGAACCAGGGAAACAUGCAGUGGCAUAUUUGCCAGUCUUUCACCCAGUGGAGCUCCAAGCCUCUGCGCCAGACGAAGCUGGCGGUGCGCGCUCAGGCAGUAUCAGAGACGACGCCGGCGUUUAAGUUACCGAAGGUCCAGCUUCCAAAGGAUCCGGAGGGAAUCAAAUCUUUUAUCGCGAAGUCACAUCAGAUGCACGGCCAGGGGCGGUCAAUGUGGUUCUGCCUCUCAGGGGCGGGGAAACGGGCCACUACCGGCACGUACCUUGCGCAUGCCGACACGCUAGACUGGAAUGCCGCAUCCAGUGGCUCCAUUGACUCGUACAAUAUCUACAGUUGAGGUUGCCCUUGCAAGGCACGGCAAGUCAUGUAGCUCUCGCUUGGCAAAUGGCUUCGGCAAGGCUUGCUGCGUUUUCGGAUCGUUUUUGGAUCUUGGCUCGUGUUGAAUGCACAGGUGGACGUUGCUCUGGUGCAGAGUGCAGUAUUGGAGAGUUGUUGCAAGUUCGUUAGCCGGCGUUACUGGAGCAUGGGGCCGACAAGAGGCUCUUAUUGUUUUUGAGAGACGGACAGUGCCAUAGCGGGCCAUAGGUAGCUUAGAUUGACCUCGGCCAGCUUGUGUAUGGAUGCUGCAGCGGACUGUUGUUGUGGCACGCCCUGGAAAGGCGUCUUUUGAAAGGAGUUGUUGUUUGUCUUUUGUGCGUCAGGCAAAUGAGCUUGAUGAUUGGGGGGUUGAGAAUUACGCGCGGGGGGACUUCCCUACUUCUGUCGAGUGUGUUUCAAUUCCGGGAAAUCGGGUGGAGGAAUUCCACCGGCCGCCUGGGGGCAAGGAAAAUCAAGCCUUUACGGCCGUGACCUGGCACAGCUGGGAGUGAAUGCAGAUUUGAAUCCAAAACCCCUUGGAUAGUUUGCUUCCCUUUGAAGGUUGGCAGGGC
This is a messenger RNA of Volvox carteri f. nagariensis, 977 nucleotides long. RefSeq lists its product as uncharacterized. Bases 62 to 385 code for a protein of 107 amino acids. NCBI's taxonomy places the organism in Eukaryota, Viridiplantae, Chlorophyta, Chlorophyceae, Chlamydomonadales, Volvocaceae. The transcript is spliced from 2 exons. The record is from RefSeq and is a predicted model, not a curated record.